AUGUCGAAGAAGCCUGAUUCAAAGCCUGCGUAUGGUUAUUGUGGCUACCUAGAAGUGAUGCCUUUGAGCAAGGGAUCAUCUUCUUCACAGCUCAACGAGUCUGCAGAACUUCAGAUCAAAGAUCGAUAUUCGUAUAAGGAUGCCUAUGGUGGUGGAGGUUCAAGCAGCUUUGCUGGGAGCUACAAGGCUGGGGAGUUUGUGGACAAGAGCACUGGUGGCUUGGGCUACAAGCAGGAGGCAAACUACACCUCCACUGACAAGUAUGUGGACAAGGAGCUAGGGUUUACCACUGAGUACCAGACCCAGGUGAAGUUCAAGAAGUCUGUUUACCCCAACAAGACCCAAGUGAAGUUCAAGAAGUCUGCUUCUCCUUACAAGAGUGGAACCAAGUCCUACAACAAUCGCGUUGACUAUUAUUAA
Molecule: messenger RNA, 420 nt
Organism: Prunus armeniaca (apricot)
Lineage: Eukaryota; Viridiplantae; Streptophyta; Magnoliopsida; Rosales; Rosaceae
Source: the annotation of a GenBank genome assembly